GCGUCCCUUGGAGCUCGCGAGUGGCGGCGGCAGCCGCCCGGGUGGCUGGGCCCACGCAGGUAAGGGGCUCGCGCCGGCCCCUCUGCAGCUCCCGGGACGCGGCCUCUGACAGGUGAAGCCGCGCGGGCGAGCGGGGCAACCGGGCUGCUCCUUGCUCGUGCGAGGAAGGCAGGGGUGUCCGCUGCCAACAGAACCUGGGAUCCUGAGCGGCCGGGAAGGGAAGCCAGUGGAGCUGCCGGUUCAGGAGUCAGAAAGGUGCAGUUAAAGGGAAAACAGUGCUGAAGAAAUCUGCAUUUGUGAAAUCUGAGGGUCCGUGUUCACGCUGACUAUAGCACACUAGAAGGCUACCAGAAAUGAUGAGUGCCUGGAGUCACUGAAGUGUCCCGUAGAGACGUCCUCUUCCCCAGAGGGACUGCCUGUGCUUCAUGCAGCCAUGGACCUUGAUAAACCGUCUGUCUGGGGUUCAUUUAAACAGCGGACCAGGCCUUUGUUGGUCAACCUGAGCAAGAGGAAGGUGAAGAAGACCUCGAGCAAAGCCCUGGACUUACGGGCCCAGCAUCAUCUGGACCGCCGCCUGAGCCUGUCCGUCCCGGACCUCCUGGAGGCCGAGGCCCUGGCCCCCGCGGGGCGGCCUUACUCCGGCCCCCAGUCAUCCUACACCUCGGUGCCUAGCAGCCUAUCGACCGCCGGCAUCGUCCCCAAGAGCAGCAGUAGCUCUUUGAAGCAGUCUGAAGAAGAACUGGAUUGGAGUCAGGAAGAAGUGGGCCCCUUCCAAGUGGGGGAAACAGACCCUGAGGAGCCCUUCACUUCUCCCGCCAAGGACAGGAGGGCUUCCAGCAACGGCUCCUUGGGUCUGCUCCAGAAAACGCCCCCUGGAGAGGAUGCCCCCGAAGGGCCAGAGAAGCUCUGUGGAAGUGGUGAUCUGAAUGCUGCUCUGACAUCUCAACAUUUCAAAGAGCAAUCUGGUCUCAGGGAAGCUGGCGAUGGCUUGAGUAACCUGCCCAGCCCUUUUGCCUACCUUCUCACCAUCCACCUGAAGGAAGGUCGGAACCUGGUGGUCCGGGAUCGCUGUGGCACGAGUGAUCCCUAUGUGAAGUUUAAGCUGAAUGGGAAGACCCUGUACAAAAGUAAAGUCAUAUAUAAGAACUUGAACCCAGUUUGGGACGAGAUAGUCGUAUUGCCAAUUCAAAGCCUUGAUCAAAAGCUGCGUGUGAAGGUAUAUGAUCGAGAUUUAACUACAUCUGAUUUCAUGGGUUCUGCAUUUGUCAUUUUGAGUGAUCUUGAGCUUAACAGAACGACUGAGCAUAUCUUAAAAUUGGAAGAUCCAAACAGUUUAGAAGAUGACAUGGGAGUGAUUGUAUUAAAUUUGAACCUAGUAGUGAAACAGUGUGAUUUCAAGAGACACCGUUGGUCGAAUCGGAAGCGGUUAAGUGCCAGCAAGUCCUCUUUGAUACGCAACCUCCGGCUCUCAGAGUCCUUGAAAAAGAACCAACUCUGGAACGGGAUUAUAAGUAUAACUUUGUUGGAAGGAAGGAAUGUCUCAGGCGGAAGCGUGGCAGAGAUGUUUGUCCAGUUGAAACUGGGAGAUCAGAGGUAUAAAAGUAAGACACUGUGUAAGAGUGCAAAUCCGCAGUGGCGGGAACAGUUUGACUUUCACUACUUCUCUGACAGGAUGGGCAUUUUGGACAUUGAAGUGUGGGGAAAGGACAGCAAAAAGCACGAGGAACGUUUGGGCACGUGUAAAGUGGAUAUCUCAGCCCUCCCACUCAAGCAAGCCAACUGCUUGGAGCUGCCAUUGGAAAGCUGCCUGGGGACCCUUCUGAUGCUGGUCACCCUCACGCCCUGUUCAGGGGUCUCGGUCUCAGAUCUGUGUGUGUGCCCCUUGGCAGACCCCAGCGAGAGAAAGCAGAUCGCCCAGCGCUUUUGCUUACAGAACUCCCUGAAAGAUAUGAAGGACGUCGGCAUUUUACAAGUGAAGGUUUUAAAGGCAGUAGAUCUCUUAGCGGCAGAUUUCUCAGGGAAGAGCGAUCCCUUUUGCUUGUUGGAGUUAGGAAAUGACCGACUUCAGACACAUACCAUUUACAAAAACCUCAACCCUGAGUGGAACAAAGUUUUUACAUUUCCCGUUAAAGAUAUCCAUGAUGUUUUGGAAGUGACAGUGUUUGAUGAAGAUGGAGAUAAACCUCCUGAUUUUCUUGGGAAAGUCGCCAUUCCCUUGCUGUCUAUUCGAGAUGGACAGACAAACUGUUACGUGUUGAAGAAUAAAGAUUUAGAACAAGCUUUUAAAGGAGUUAUUUACUUGGAGAUGGACCUCAUAUAUAAUCCGAUCAAAGCAAGUAUUCGGACCUUUACUCCCAGAGAAAAGCGGUUUGUUGAAGAUGGCCGCAAGCUGUCCAAAAAGAUCUUAUCCAGAGAUGUAGACCGAGUGAAGAGACUCACCAUGGCUAUGUGGAAUACAAUACAGUUCCUUAAAAGCUGCUUCCAGUGGGAAUCCACGCUGAGAAGUACAGUAGCAUUCAUGGUGUUCUUAGUCACUGUCUGGAACUUUGAACUCUACAUGAUCCCUCUGGCUUUAUUGCUCCUCUUUGUCUACAAUUCCAUCGGAACCGUGAGAGGGAAGGGUGGCAGCAUCCAGGACAGCCAGGAGAGCCCAGACAUGGAUGAGGAGGAGGAUGAAGAUGACAAGGAAUCUGAGAAGAAGGGCUUAAUUGAAAGAAUCUAUAUGGUUCAGGAUAUUGUCUCAACUGUUCAGAACAUCUUGGAGGAGUUAGCCUCUUUUGGAGAAAGAAUUAAGAACACGUUUAACUGGACGGUCCCGUUCCUUUCAUUCCUGGCCUGUUUGAUACUGGCGGUUGCCACCGUCACACUGUAUUUCAUUCCACUCCGGUACAUCAUUUUAAUCUGGGGCAUAAACAAAUUCACUAAGAAGCUUCGAAACCCCUAUGCCAUCGACAAUAAUGAGCUUCUGGACUUCCUCUCCAGGGUACCAUCUGAUGUGCAAAAGGUGCAGUACACGGAGUUGAAGCCGGGCAGCAGCCAGAGCCCAGUUCGGAAGAAGCGCAACGCGCUCUAGCACACACACUGACUGUGGACGCCAGCAGCCGAUGGCGUGUUGGACGGAUGAGACCCGGUUCUCUGUCGUUCGGUGGCAGCCGUGGUGUCUUUCUGAGAUGCGUGCCGUGUGGAGCCGUCUUUACCCUCCCCGUCUUCACGGCAUAGAUGCACGUGCCCAUGGGCGCAUCCUUGUACAGGGGUAAUCGGCUUGCGUCUGGAGUCAGCCCAGCGAAAGGAAACACCCCAGAGACUGUAAAAGACCAACAUCCCUUCUUCCAACAGAUUAAAGCAAGCGUCCAGGGGUCUCAGCACCCUCCUUGAGAACAGCCAGGAGGCCACUUAGAUGCCAGCAUGACUUUGAACUUGUUUUCGCAUCUCUGACAGUUUCGCAUCAAGAUUCAGUGACGUUCACUCGCACCCCCACCCUCCUUUCGGAUGAUUGUUUUUUUUUUUUUUUUUCCC
This is a messenger RNA of Dama dama (fallow deer), 3516 nucleotides long. RefSeq names its product multiple C2 and transmembrane domain containing 2 (gene MCTP2). Gene Ontology annotation, cellular component: synaptic vesicle membrane. The transcript has 24 exons. NCBI's taxonomy places the organism in Eukaryota, Metazoa, Chordata, Mammalia, Artiodactyla, Cervidae. Gene Ontology annotation, biological process: regulation of neurotransmitter secretion. The record is from RefSeq and is a predicted model, not a curated record. Gene Ontology annotation, molecular function: calcium ion binding. Bases 434 to 3073 code for a protein of 879 amino acids.